CAAGAGUCAUACGGUAGUCCUAGACCAAAUUGUGCUCAGAGUCACUGCUCACUGCUCAUAUUGCAGCAGAGUUCUUGCAUUCUCUGGCUCCUUCGUCAUUGAGGUUCAGAGUCCAAAGACUUGGCGGAGGGUGGAAGGACAGCGCUCUGAUUGCCCCCUUCAGGAAGAGGUAGCUUCAGGUACGGGUUCGGUUCGAAGUCAUGGCGACCUCUCGUGUUCUCCGGCAACCAGGCGCAGCUGCAUCUCUUCUGCAUAGCAGUGGCGGAUCAGCUGUGAAGACCAGAUUUGACCACCAGCAUUCUGCAUGCACGCAUCAGCCAGUUUUGGCUACCUCUCCGUCAGCCUACCUCACGAAGGACCACCGCACUUUGCCAUCAGAGGAAGUGCCGGCUUUCUCUGGGCGCACCCUUCCAGGUUCACAUAGACCAUCUCUGAAGCAGCCACGACGCCAGUCUCUGCGCCCAUGUGCUGCCUUGCAGAAAAGCGGCAGCCCCCCCGCUCCGGAGGAAGACAUCAUUGGCAGUCUAGUUGGGCACUUGGGGUUGAAUGAGAAGGAGGCCCGGGCGCUGACUGGCGCCAUGCUGGACGGUGUCAGCCAGGUCAUGGAGAAGGAGUACGGGAACUCUGAGGCGCAGAAGUUUUCCUCUGCAUUUCCCGAUCUGACCGACUGGAAAGCGACUGCGCGCGACAUUCUCAUGGGCGACACCCACGGUUCAUCGCGGCAGUCCGGAGGGGGUCUGGGCGACGUGCUCGGUGAUAUCUUGGGUGGAAGAGAGGAGCCGAAGAAGAAGUCCGGGGGGGACAUUUUGGGUGACAUCUUCGGGGGGGGCGGCGACAAGCGGUCUCGGUCCUCAGGGGGGGGCCUCGGUGGAAAGUUGGGAGACAUUUUGGGGGACGUUGUUGGGGGGGAUGGGAACGACAGGCGUAACGGAGGGGGGUACGAGGAGGAGCGGCGGCCGAAGUAUGAUACGAGGUACGAAGAGGAUAGGAGAGACGACAGAUACGAAGAAGAGGAGCGGCGGCGGUCGGAGAAGAAGUCGGGGGGGUGGCUUCGGGGAGGCGUGGCAUCAACGGUCGGGCACUUGCUGCUGAAGAGCUUCCUUGGGAUUGGCGAACUUAAGCUGGCGGUGAACAUCAUCAAGAAACUCGGAGUUGACCCGGUACAAACGAUGGCCAUAGCGUACCUGCUGAUCAAGUUCGUACGAGGGCGGGUAGGGCCGGACAUCUUCGGGAUGGUACUCGACAAAAUUCCGCUCUUCCGCCUGGUGCUGGACGACCGGAACCCAAUCGUGAGAACAGUGUUGGGCGCUUUGAAGACAGCCAUACUGAGGUAGCGGGUUUCGAUAGGUUCUAGGCUGCCCACGUUUUGGCCAUCGAAAUGGGCCAAUUUGUUGCGAGUUGUUAAGUGACUGAGAGCGUUUGUUAGUGUAGAUAAGCUUUAUAUACAGCCUACCUAGACCCGUCAAUAUAGCCAUAGCACAUAAUUAACCUUUCUUGAUAAUCACGACGUAUCCACGGUUAAUUGUUGCUUAUCUUGCGACGCUUCAUCUGGUAUGAGUCGUGGACCGAACGCUUUGCAUUGACCAUAAAGUUAAGCCGUGGCUAGCUGUGUUCAAGGUUGGCACGUCAUUUAGUAAGCAUGAAUCAACUGACUUGAAGUACGAUUUAAAGUUCUCCCUCAGGAGAGAAUCUAGCAUGUCUGAUCAUGCAGGCC
This is a messenger RNA of Klebsormidium nitens, 1714 nucleotides long. The record is from the annotation of a GenBank genome assembly. NCBI's taxonomy places the organism in Eukaryota, Viridiplantae, Streptophyta, Klebsormidiophyceae, Klebsormidiales, Klebsormidiaceae.